Thamnophis sirtalis is the source of this 936-nucleotide messenger RNA. The record is from RefSeq and is a predicted model, not a curated record. Lineage: Eukaryota; Metazoa; Chordata; Lepidosauria; Squamata; Natricidae.
UCAGCUCUCCAAGCAGUAUUCCAGCAGGGAUCUUCCGUCUCAUACGAAAAUCAAAUACAGGCAAACCACUCAGGAUGCCCCUGAAGAGGUGCGCAACCGUGAUUUCAGGAGAGAACUGGAGGAGAAGGAGAGAGUGGCCGUCAGAGAGAAGAACCGAGACAGGCCAGCACGAGAACACACAACUUCCUCUUCAGUCUCAAAGAAACCUCGACUCGAUCAAAUCCCCGCCGCUAACCUUGAUGCAGAUGAUCCUUUGACUGACGAGGAGGAGGAGGAUGAAGAUUAUGAGGAAGAAAGUGACGACGAUACAGCGGCUCUGCUAGCUGAGCUAGAGAAGAUAAAAAAGGAACGAGCCGAAGAGCAAGCCCGGAAGGAACAAGAACAGAAAGCUGAAGAGGAGAGGAUACGGAUGGAAAAUAUCCUAAGCGGUAACCCUUUGCUGAACCUGACAGGACCACUACAACCUCAAAUAAAUUUUAAAGUGAAGCGAAGAUGGGAUGAUGAUGUUGUCUUCAAGAAUUGCGCUAAAGGUGUGGACGAGAUGAAAAAAGACAAACGAUUUGUCAAUGACACACUGCGGUCUGAAUUUCACAAAAAGUUUAUGGAAAAAUACAUCAAGUAGGAUCUCGUUUUUGAAUAAGUUGCGUUGCCGAUAGGUUGUGUGGCACAAGUCAUCUGCCUUCCAUCAGAAAAAUGGAUGGAAAUCUGUCAACUGUGUGCAGGUAUUCCCCCAUGAUCAUAGGUAUCUUUUUAACUUAAUUCCUCGUCUGGCAUAUUUUUGCAUGUUUUAUUGUUGUAAACUUACCCCCUACCGUUCCUUCCCCCCUUUUCUUGAAGAUGUCAAUUUCCUUACUGCUAUGAAAUUUAUGUUCACUGGAAAAUCAUUUUGUAAAUGUUUUGAAAACGGCUUUCAAUAAACCCUUCACUCACUCAUAA